UCAUUUGUUUUCAAUUCCUUAUUCCUUAGCCCGAAGUAACCCAAGCAUUGGGAAGCGCCAAGCCUUGAAAACAGCACGUUGUCUGUCCAAACAAAGGCCACACUAACUCACCGUCCUGAGAGCUUACUGCAUUGCGAUGAAAGAAAUCGGGUGAGCGAGAGGAGGAAUGUUGACGUGCGGCAGCAGGAAGAGAGAGAGAGAGAUUAAAAGGGAUGCUGAGAGAGGAGGAUGCGGUUGCCUGGAAACAGCAGAGUGGAAAGCUCCACAGUGGCCACCCCGUGAGUGCAUUUUAAAAAUAAACACACCAGAUGACAAAUAGAAGGAACGUGACCAAGAAGAGGAGAAGAGAGAAACGUUCUAUCCUGCAGGCGCUGAAUUCGAAAGAGGAGGCUUCUUUGAUUACAUAACCGGCAUAUGGAUGACAUCAUCAUCACAGGAUUAAUGGAGGCGUGGCUUUAGCUGAGGGGACGGUCCGCAGAGGUGAAAAGCACAGAAGGAUGAUGUUUUUCUGCUCUUUUUUGGGGGGGUUCCAAAAAGCAGCAAUGUCACUUGGGAUGGAUUUGACAACGCACUCUUCUUGUUCCUAAAAGGCUCGCUCGCUUCCGGAGGCUCUCUGCCGCCAGACGGGGGAUGCUCGGCCGUCUCUAAAGGCACAUCAUUGUCAUCGCAUCACACAAGGCGCUCGUCUCUUAUCUGAUUCCCAACGAAGCUUCCUCCGCCAUGGGGACAGCUGAGGCCACUUUACGCAUGGACAGCAUGGAGGUGAAGGACGAGUGGCAGGACGAGGACUUCCCCAGGCCUCUACCAGAAGAUGGCGAUUCCUCGUGCGGACUGAUGGACAACAGGACCACCAACCCCCCCAGUAGAUUGAAUGUGGGAGGGUCCGCCAGGGACCAGUCCAAGCGGCGCACACUGACCGCUCCCGACAUGAACCUGUCGCUGGAACACAGCGAGGGCUCGCUGCUCUCCGACGACCUGGACAUCAACGUGGAUGACAUGGAGACACCCGACGACACCGACUCGCUGGAUUUUGCCAAUAACGGCAAUGAGCUGGAGUGGGAAGACGACACCCCAGUGGCCAGCGCCAAGUGCCUCCCGGGCGAAGGCGAGGAGGAGAGGGACUCGUCGGGUCGCCUGUGGAGAACAGUCAUCAUCGGCGACCAGGAGCAGCGUAUCGACAUGCAGGUCAUCAGGCCGUACCUCAGGGUGGUCACGCACGGGGGCUAUUAUGGGGAAGGCCUGAAUGCCAUCAUCGUGUUUGCAGCCUGCUACCUCCCAGACAGCAGCUGUGAGGACUACUCAUACAUCAUGGAGAACCUCUUCUUGUACGUGGUGAGCAGCCUGGAGCUACUCGUGGCUGACGACUACAUGAUCAUCUACCUGAACGGAGCCACGCCACGUAGGAAGAUGCCCGGCAUUGGCUGGCUGAAGAGAUGCUACCAAAUGAUUGACAGGAAAUUGAGGAAGAAUCUGAAGUGUCUCAUCAUUGUUCACCCGACAUGGUUCAUCCGGACCAUCCUGGCCAUCUCCAGACCUUUCAUCAGUGUGAAGUUCCUGGAUAAGAUCCGCUACGUGCACACGCUGGACGAGCUGAGCGUGCUUAUCCCCAUGGAGCACGUGCAGGUUCCCGAGUGCGUGCUGCAGUACGAUGACGAAAAGAUAAAAGCCAGACUGGAGCAAGACCGGCAGAUUGCCAACUCGCCGCCGCCCAAAGAAAGGCCGAAGCCAAUCAUGGCCGAGAUGGGCCGCGACGUCUGACAUUCAAAGCUCUUUGGAUGGUGAAGAUCAGACGGCCUGACUGGAUGCAAAAUGUGCAAGAACAUCAUUUGUCAUUCCCAUCCCAUCAAGAACGUGAUGGACAAGCUUCACACAAGCUCGUACUGAAAAAGCUUUACUCUCUUCGUUUGCAUGAAGGGAAAGUCUGUACGUAUACAUCUAUUUAUUAUUAUUAUUUUUUUUAACGAAAAAAAACAUGUCUUACCUAUUUUGUUAUUAUGAACGCCAUGUGGUUGAUUCAUGUGCAAUGAUGUCGUUUUGGGACCCACUGUGGACGAUGCAGAGGUGGCAGCCUUGUAGAUAUCCGUUUUCUGUCAUGACUGCAUCAUUUUUGCCGGAUGAAAAUGGUCAACGGAGAUGAUAAAAGUGUUACUUAUAAAAAUGUGACAUGUUGUUUGUGAUAUUUAAAAAAAGGGAACUAGUGGAAGAAUAAACAAUCUUGUCUUGCUGCAGGUGAACAUU
Hippocampus comes (tiger tail seahorse) is the source of this 2238-nucleotide messenger RNA. Its product is annotated as caytaxin-like. The transcript has 13 exons. The coding region runs from base 721 to 1758 and encodes 345 amino acids. Gene Ontology annotation, biological process: apoptotic process. The record is from RefSeq and is a predicted model, not a curated record. Lineage: Eukaryota; Metazoa; Chordata; Actinopteri; Syngnathiformes; Syngnathidae. Gene Ontology annotation, cellular component: cytoplasm.